Zootoca vivipara (common lizard) is the source of this 5456-nucleotide messenger RNA. The record is from RefSeq and is a predicted model, not a curated record. Lineage: Eukaryota; Metazoa; Chordata; Lepidosauria; Squamata; Lacertidae.
UUUCACCUCCUGAGCGAUAACAGAGAAUAUUCCCACAUUUCCCCCCUGUCUGGUUAAGAAAGAGCCAAUGGAGAGUGGAAGGGACUGAACACUAAAAGAAAACAAGAGAAAAUUCCAUUGGAAAGAUUAUGGGUUCCAGGCACACAUUAAAAGACUGCAGCUUCAAAGUGAAUUCAGAAUUUCGGGCUGCUGGACUGCAUAAACUUAAGGUAUGCAUUUAGAUUCUUCCUUUACAUGUAUACUCAAAUAAAUGUGAUGACAAAUCUAGAUUCUGAUACAGUGGUAUUUUCACAUGGAAAGCACCUUCCAUGACUCAGGUUAAUUACCCAAGUAUACAACACACAAUAUUGUGUAGGUGGGUUGUAUCCAACUAAGUUCUAUUCAGAAUCGGUUCAUUGAAAUUCCUGUUUCUUUCAGUGGGCCCACUGAGUAUCACUGACUUUGGCUACAACACUGUGUGAGUGUACAUGCAGAUGUAAUACUACCUAGGGUAUCAAAGCUGUUCUAUAUUGAAUUAAACAAAAUAGGUCAAGUUAAGCAAAAAGGAAAAUUGACAAAACACAAGGAUAUUUUUAAAAAUAAAAAAGAAUUUGUCUGACAAAGCCUGAGAAUCUUCUGGGAAGAGAUGCGAGACUUUUCCUGUUUAGAUGAAAGCCAAGGUUGCAGAAAAGUGACUUAAGUGUAUUAUGCAAAAAAGGACCAACAAUGCAAUCCUACUUGCAUUUACUGAGAAGUAAAUCCCACUGAGUUCAAUGGAACAUCCUCUUGGAUAAGUGUGUAUAGGACUACAGCUUAAACUGUAUGCAUUUUUAGCUAACAUACACAUUUCUACAAAGCAUAUUUCCCCAAUACAAUGCCUUUUUGUAGUGUGUGUGUGUGUGUGUGUGUGUGUGUGUGUGUGUGUGUGUGUUAGUUCAAUCCAUUCUGAAAUACGUGAACUUCCGCAUCAACAGUAACUGUCAUAGUUCUAUUUGUUUUCCAUACACACCAUGUUUCAUUCCUUCUGAGUCUCAACCUCAGAGAAUAGCAUCAGUCAGGAAUCUAAAAGAAAUAAAUUAUGCAAUGAGUAAAAUGUUAUCCAGCUCUUUCAAAUUCCAAAGUCUGCAUUUGCUCCACAGGCACUUUGUUGUUGUUGUUGUUGUUGUUUUGAAACUACAGGUGUGUCCCCAAAGAUCUCUGCAGGGCUUUUAAAACUGUAAAACUUUAAGCCCUUUGGAGGAAUUGAAAUUAAAACUAAUUUUGGUAAAAAUCAAAAACAAAACAGAAACCUGUUGUAUAUGACAUUUCUUACUGGGUUUCUUUUAAAUGGCUCUGACAGAAAUUAAAUUCCAUGUUUCCUAUUCAGCUUUGGAAGUUUUAAAGAGUAGUGUUGUCAUUUUCAAACUGGGGCUUCUGUGGGAACAGGAAACUAUUUACUAUGAGUUGCGUAAAUUAAAUGUGCUCAUUUGGGAUUGCAAUAAAAGAUGAGUUGAGCAAAAAGUGACUCAUAUCCAUUGCAUGAAAGGACUGGUUAACAUCAGUGUUCAUUUUGGGAUGGUCCACCAUGUGCAUGGUGAGAAAAAACGCACUUAGGUCAAUACUACACCUGCCAUGGGAUGUCUAAUGUUUCUCAGAAAGAUGGUUGCAAAUUCACCAGUGAUCCAAGUGAGCGGUGAUCAUAUUCAUUCUCACAGGACCCCUGGAAAAGACCACCUGAAACAAUCAAGAUAACAGGAAGGGUAUAGUGCAAUCACAUACAUAGUUGUGAUUGCACUAUUGUGAUUAUACAUAACAUAAUUGUUAUAUAAUCAGUGCAACAGUGCACCCCAACUCUUGACAAAAAAGAAAAAGGUAGACUGACCACAAAAAUUGCAUUUCUCUUGGCCAGAAGGAUGACUUCCUAUUGCAAACCACCUUUACCCUGAUGCAACUCUGCAUGGGGCAGGAUUUUCAAACCAUUGCAGUAAUGAGGGUGAGGGAAUCAUAGAAUUGUGGAGUUGGAAGGGAUCCUCAGGGACAUCUAGUCCAACCCCCUGCAAUGCAGGAAUCCUUCCCUCAGCUGUCCCUGGGUGGACUCAAACCACCAAAUGUCCGGUUAAUAGGCAGACACACUGACCCAUUGUGUUGUUGUAAUUUUGCAUUCCACGUGACCUGUGUCAGUUGGUGUCAGUUACCCUGUCUGAGGUAAAUCUGUCUGUGUGCUUCUGGUAACUUCUAUGGAGAAGUUAGUUCUCUUUCUUUUGCUUUAGGACAUGAAGAGAUUGUAUGUGUUCAUCUUUUGUCCAGCUGUUUGUUAAAUAAAUGUUUGAUAAAUUUUUCAUGCCAGCCUCUGUAGUGCCACUUCUGCUGUGAUAAGAAAUCUGAAGGUGAGCCUAGCUUACUGAAGACUAGGCCCUUGAUUUUUGCUACUCCUGGGAAAGGAACUCAACUGGCAGUUAUCGUCCGGUGGUGAAAGAGCUAACUGGGAGGGCAAGUCAGUUGCUCUGGUCUCCCUGGAAAUAUCAUAACAUGUGCCACCCUCUAAGAAGAGGGUGAAAGGUUGUUUUCUGCUGCUCCAGAGAAGCGGAUACGGAGCAAUGGAUUCAAGCUACAAGAAAGAAGAUUCCACCUAAACAUUAGGAAGAACUUCCUGACAGUAAGAGCUGUUCGGCAGUGGAACUUGCUGCCAAGGAGUGUGGUGGACUCUCCUUCUUUGGAGGUCUUUAAGCAGAGGCUUGACAGCCAUCUGUCAGGAAUGCUUUGAUGGUGUUUCCUGCUUGGCAGGGGGUUGGACUGGAUGGCCCUUGUGGUCUCUUCCAACUCUAUGAUUCUAAGAAGACAAAAGCUUGUUGUCCAUGCUUACUCCUGGUCUGCUGCUCUGAAAUAAUGUAUCUAUCGGUAACAGGGCUACAUGUCUGUAUUUUGGUUGUAGGAACCAUGGGGUGGAGUCCUGUGUGCAACAGCACCCAUUUGUAUUUAGAAUUCUUCAUACACCCUUGUUCCCUGGCUGGUAGACUGGCCAUGUAAGAUUUAUCGAAAAGAAAAGAAAAAGGAGGAAUAAAUGCAUUAUUAGAAGAGAGGAGAAGAGGUUUGUAUUAGUGUGUGCUAAUUUAUAUGUCUGGGAAGAUGCAAAUUAAGAAAUAAUUCCUACAAUUUAAACAGAAACGUGUCUCACUAUAGUAUUGAAGACAAAGAACAGGUGACCCACAUGGCUUCGGUGGUGUCCAAAACUGACUGCUGGAUAAUUUCAAGUCAUCGUCUGUUUCUUCAUAUCUUUAAAACUGGAUUGGGCUGGACAGAACUUUGGCUAGAGGACUGCUUGAAACAGAGGCUUCUCCCCUGAUAACCUCACUCGCAGGGCAGGGCACUUUAAAUUCAAACAUACAUUUAAUAUUGAGCUCAAUGGCAUUUACUGCUGGGUAGACAUGCUUUAGCUCAGGCAUCCCCAAACUGUGGCCCUCCAGAUGUUUUGGCCUCCCAUGAUCCCUAGCUAACAGGACCAGUGGUUGGGGAAGAUGGGAAUUGUAGUCCAAAACAUCUGGAGGGCCAAAGUUUGGGGAUGCCUGCUUUAGCGUCAACUAGUCACUGUGAAGUUGAAGAUGUAUAACUAUAGUCUCAGAUGACAUGCCUUUACAGCCAUGGAAACCAAGUGUGAUAUCUCAAGAGUAAUAAACAGACUCUAAAGUUGCAAUAAUAAACUCACAUAAAGGUAAAGGUAAAGGUAAAGGUAAAGGUACCCCUGACCAUUAGGUCUAGUCGCGGACGACUCUGGGGUUGCGGCGCUCAUCUCACUUUAUUGGCCGAGGGAGCCGGCGUACAGCUUCCAGGUCAUGUGGCCAACAUGACUAAGCCGCUUCUGGCGAACCAGAGCAGCACACGGAAAUGCCGUUUACCUUCCUGCCGGAAUGGUACCUAUUUAUCUACUUGCACUUUGACUUGCUUUCGAACUGCUAGGUUGGCAGGAGCAGGGAAUAAAUCCCACUGAAGUCAAUGGGGCUUACUUCUAAGUAGACAUGCAGAAUAUUGUACCAUUAACCUUUGCAACAGGACUCUAACGUUACAAUUCUGCAUUUGUUUAUUGAGAGGUAAGCACCAUCAUGUUUGAUGUGACUUACUCUCAAAUAAGUGGGCAUAGGAGUUCAGCCUUAAUAUUAUAUUUCAUUCUUUCCCAGUUGGCUUAGUAGGUCCAAGUCUAUAUUUACAAAAUUAUUUCAAGGAAUUAAUGAUCAAAUGUUCUAUGAAAAUGCCAGGGUUCUCCAGGGGUCCUUUAGGCAGACUCUUAUCUAGAUGUAUGUAGUUAUUAGUCUAGCAAUUAGCUACUGUCAGACAAAAGAAGCUUUGUAUAUAAUUUGAAUUUUUCCAGCUCUCACCUACAAUCACAGUUUUUUGUGCUAGCAUUCUUUGAUAUCUAUUAAGGCCAUCCCUGUCUAAGGAUCUAAUUUCAUUCUUGUACAAGCAUGAGCUUUUAUUUGUCACUCCAGCAAGGGCUGGGCUGCCUCAGGUUAUAUUACCUGCUUGUGUCUGCAGAAGGCAGGCUUACCAAACUGGAAAAUCCAGCCUUUAUUUGCGCAACUCUCGAACGAGAAUUUGCAUUUCCCGAACGCCGAUAAAACUGGGACUUCUCAACUUUUACGUACUGAUUUUUCCAAGAGCUCACUUGAAAUCUAUUUUUUGUUUUUGUUUUGAAGCAUUCCAGUCUAUCGUCCUGUUUCAGGGGCACAGGAUAUGGAACAUGGGAAAAAUAGAAACUUUUCAGUUUUGGCGUGUUAUCAUCAGAAACAUACCCAGGGCUGAAAAUGAAGCGGAAGUUAGUUUUUCCUGCUCACGUGUCCUGUGUUGAAAAGUUCUUCACUGGGAAUUGGAAGCAAUGAAUGGCCAUGAGACCAUUGAUUUAACAACAUUAAGUAAUGAAGAACGGGAACAUGAGCCUCUUAACCCUGAAGCCCAUAAUGAGACAUCAGCCUACUUCAAGCCAUGUUCUAAAACUGUUUUUUGGAAAUGCAAGCUGUGGAUGAUUUUAACUUCUGCUUUUCUGGUGUUGACUCUUGUGACUAUUCUAAGUUUAGUUUUCUAUUCAGCGGUUUACAUAGAUGAAGAUGACUACUGGGACCCUGAAUCAAUAGCAAAGAGCAGUCUUCAUAAUUUCACAGGGAUAUUAAAAAUUCGCUGUACUAAUUCUGACCUGCAGCUCUCGGAAUCUGCACUUAAGUUGAUUUCUGAAAAUCUUACUAAGAGGGUGUAUACAGUCAUUCACCUGCACUUGGACAGUAUUUCAUCACGGCUGAAGUUGUUUCCUUCAGUAAAGAAAACAACUCAGCAUCCUACAUUUUAUGGUUCACAUUGCCGCCUAAGACUGAAGAGUUUAUGAAGUCUAGAAUGAGUGAAGGGAUUGUGAUGAAUAUUUUAAGGCAAAAUAUUUAUGAAAAGGAAGAAAUAGGUGGGCUGAAUGUACCUGAUUGCACAAGCGUGACACUUGAUCCAACUUCCCUUGCAGUAAC